AUGUCACCAUUACUGAAAUAUACCACUACGCUUCUUUCCACACUCCCCUAUACCCUUGCACAGACCUACACCAACUGCAACCCUCUAGAAAAGACCUGCUCGUCCGACACAGGCUCAACGCAAAGCACACUACACUACAACUUCGUCGAGAGCUCAUCAACACUCGCAGAAUGGACGACUCUCUCAGGCAACCCAACUAUCAGCUCCGAGGGCGUCGAACUCACAAUCAACAAGCAGGGUGAUGCACCCAAAAUCGAAACGCCAUAUUACAUCUUCUUCGGUGAGAUCAGCAUCGUUAUGAAAGCUUCCGCCGGCACGGGCAUAAUCAGCAGUAUCGUUCUAGAGUCAGAUGAUCUCGACGAAGUCGACUGGGAAGUCCUAGGAAGCUACACAACCAAACUCCAAACCGACUACUUCGGCAAAGGCGACUCCUCCACCUCCAACCGCUGGACCUGGGAGCCCAUCGACGACCCUCAAUCUACCUUUCACAACUACACCCUAACUUGGACCCCUGCGGCCCUGACGUGGAGCAUCGACGGCACGGCCACGCGCACACUUUCCUACUCCGACGCCGCGAACGGAACCCGCUACCCGCAGACACCCAUGCAGGUCAGAAUUGGGAUCUGGGCUGGUGGCGAUCCGGAUAAUAACCAGGGGACGAUUGAUUGGGCGGGUGGGGAGACUGAUUACUCUCAGGCGCCGUUUACUAUGGUUGUGAGAAGUGUGGAUAUCGUUAAUUAUUAUCCGGCGGAGAGCUAUACGUAUAGUGACAAGAGUGGCGACUUUGAGAGUAUUGUGAUGCAGGGGGGAAAGGUGUCGAGUCUGCCGGCUUCUGCUGAUGCCUCUGGCUCCGGUGGGCUGGAGCGUCGAGGCCGGGUUGCGCCCAGUUAA
Molecule: messenger RNA, 891 nt
Organism: Aspergillus costaricaensis CBS 115574
Lineage: Eukaryota; Fungi; Ascomycota; Eurotiomycetes; Eurotiales; Aspergillaceae
Product: glycoside hydrolase family 16 protein
Exons: 3
Coding region: 1-891 (296 amino acids)
Biological process (GO): carbohydrate metabolic process; fungal-type cell wall organization
Cellular component (GO): fungal-type cell wall
Molecular function (GO): glycosyltransferase activity; hydrolase activity, hydrolyzing O-glycosyl compounds
Source: RefSeq, a predicted model, not a curated record